AUGGAAGAAGAAACCCCUAAUUCGAUGUAUAUCACUGCCGAUGUACUCGAAGACUUGCUCCUGAAAGUUCCCCUGAAAUCUCUGUGCAGAUUCAAAAGUGUAUCGAAAGAAUGGAAAUCAAUACUGGAAUCAAAGAGGUUCGUAGAGAGACAUCUGAGUCUUGCAAAAGCUAGCCGGAAGAUUCUCCUGGCUGCUUACCACUGCAACUGCGGCGUUUCGCCGAGUCUCCUCCCCGAGUCACGAUUCGAAGGAGGCGAAGAGUUUUUCUCUUUACAUUGCGACGCGACACGACCGUCGAUGAAUUGCGACGGUUUAGUUUGCUUCCCCGAAGCAGAGUGGGUCGACGUUUUGAACCCCUCGACGGGACAGCUCUGGCGAUUCAAUUCCCCAUCCCUCUUGAACCCUCGCCCAAACUCCACCACGUUUCCCACCGGAUCAUGGUCGACUUAUUUCCCGGGAUAUUGUGCGAUGGGAUUCGGUAAAGACAGUGUUAAGGGUAGCUAUAAAGUAGUGAGGAUCUUUGGUGCUCCUAACUAUUGCGAUAUUCUUGAUGUCAACACCGGUGAAUGGCGGAAACUUUGGAAACCACGUCGUUUCAAAGUUGAUGUCGGACGAAAAUCCGCGUCUGUCAACGGAUCAAUCUACUGGUUACGAAUUAGGCCUCAUGGUUCCAUCUACACGAUACUAGCCUUGGAUCUCCACACGGAAGAGUUCCGAGAUGUCCAACGUCCACCUCUCCCCAAGGGCAUCAUGUCUGAAGCACAGAUUGUCAACAUUGGUGAUCGUCUUGCCAUUGCCAUUCCUGAAUCCCAUCCUGUUCACCAAUACGUACUAAACAUAUGGAUUAUGGAUGCACAAGAAGAAACUUGGACCAAUUCUCACUCCAUUAGUUUAGCUUCUCUCGGUAUGGUGGAGUCUAGGUCCUUCACGCCAGUGACUCUCUCUAAGCAUGGGAAUGUUGUUUUCUAUGACGAUAAGAUGUGCUUGUUCAAAUAUUAUCCACACACAGACCAACUCCAAAUCCUCUCCAAAGACAUUUGUAUAAUAUCUCCCUACCUCCAAAACUUGGUCCUACUUCAGACUCAACAAGUCGAGUUUAAGACUGGGAUUACUUGCAUCCGCCGCGAAACAGAGAUAACGGAUGUGGUGGUGGGUCAAUCAACAAGUGUUGACGAGAUUCUCUCUGAGGGAAUAGCUAAGCUAAUACUUCUCUGCUGCCUAGCACGUUCUGGUUAUUGUGGCAACGUCGUCAAGAUUGCAUUCUUAAUGAAGCUCUGUAGUAUCACUGGUUUUUGA
Messenger RNA from Camelina sativa (false flax), 1296 nucleotides. The record is from RefSeq and is a predicted model, not a curated record. NCBI's taxonomy places the organism in Eukaryota, Viridiplantae, Streptophyta, Magnoliopsida, Brassicales, Brassicaceae.